AUGGUACAUCUAGGCUACGAUGACGUGCACCCCUUCUCCAAGGUUGACAUAAAGGACAGGGCUUCCGUGCAGGAGCUCCUCGAAACUGUUCUCGACCCUCUAGAGCCUUUCUUCUCUCCCGGAAAAGCCCGGGUCAGGUGUCCUGGUGCCACUGCCGUUCGCUUUGACCAGACUGCCUCCGAGGUUGAGGGCUUUGCCCGCCCACUCUGGGGUCUGGCCUUCCUGCUCGCUGGCAAUGGCAAGUACCGUGGAACAGACUGGUGGGUUAAGGGGUUCACGACAGGAACGGACCCUGAUCACCCUGAGUACUGGGGUUAUCCGAGGGACAACGAUCAACGCAUGGUUGAGAAUUGCCCGUUGGGUUUCGCUCUGGCCGAGGCGCCUGUCAUCUGGCAAAGCUUGACGCCGAAGGAACGGGAGAAUGUGGAGAAUUGGCUUGGAAACUCCAUAAACGAGAAGAGGAUGCCUAACACCAAUUGGCUAUGGUUCCGGGUAUUUGCCAACCUAGGGCUCAAGAAGAAUGGCGGAAAGUUCUCCCAGGAGAAACUCGACAGUGACAUCAAGCACCUCGACACGUUUUACCGGGGAGGCGGCUGGUCAAAUGAUGGACCCGAGGGUAUUCAUCAGAUGGACUACUACUCUUCUAGCUUUGCAAUCCAGUUCCUCCAGCUCCUAUACGCCAAAAUUGCAGGAGACGACGAUCCCGAGCGCGCACAGGAGUUUAAGAAGCGUGCGCAGCUGGCUGCCCUGGAUUUGGCGCACUACUACGAUGACGUGGGGAGGGCCAUCCCAUACGGCCGCAGCAUGUCCUACCGAUUUGCCAUGGUGUCAUUCUGGGGCGCUCUGGCCUAUGCUGGUGUCGAGCUGCCUGCUCCCCUGACGUGGGGUAUGGUCAAAGGUAUAACCUUGCGCCAUCUCCGCUGGUGGCAGACGCAGAAUGACAUGUGGACAUCAAGCGGGACCAUGUCUCUGGGGUACUCGUACCCCAACAUGUGCCCCGGCGAAGACAACUAUGAGAUUAACCCCUUACAGUACUGGGCAACUCUGGCCUUCAUCUGUCUGGCCGUCCCUGAGACACACCCAUUUUGGACAUCCAAGGAGGAGUUUCCCAGCCAGGUCAUUCCCAGGAUCAAGGCUCUCCACCAGCCUGGACAUAUCAUGAGCUACCUCGGCGGCCACUGCAUGCUCCUCUCCUCGGGCCAGGCAUGCAGCUACCCGAUGAAGGGCACGCACGCCAAGUAUGGAGGAUUUGCCUACAGCAGCGCAUACGCCUACUCCGUCCCCCCCGGCCUGUUCUCGCUCGAGCAGUACGCACUGGCAUCGCAGCUGGGUCUGUCGGACGACGGGGGCGAGUAUUGGAAGACCCGGAGGACAAGCGAGUAUGCAGCAAUUGAGUACCGUGACGACAAGCCAGUUCUCGUGUCAGUGUGGCGCCCGUUCCCCGACGUCAAGAUCCGGACGAUCCUCGUACCGGCCACAGAGAAGACGCCCAACUGGCACCUGCGCGCUCACAAGAUCGAAGCGGGGCGCGAAGUGAUGACGGCAGACGGCUCAUUUGCCAUCCGCAACGUCAACUCGGACAAUGGACGGUACCUGGACGCAUACGACGCGGCCAGGUGCGAGGGCACGUCGCCCAUCAUCAUCGGCAACUACGACGUUACCACCCCCUCGGGGUGGGCGUCCGGUCGUGACGGGUCAUUUGCCGUGUCCAAGGGAGCAGUAGGAAUCAGGGCGCUCGAGUCGUGGGACGGACGGAGAGCCAACCUAGUCAACGCGGAUCCUAACUCAAACCUGGUAGAGAGCCGGACGGUUAUCCCGACGCUGCAGCAUACUAUUCACAAGGGAGAGACGGUGGCAUAUGUGACGGGGGUGUAUGCGAAGCCCGAGGGACCCAAGGAGGAGUUUCUCAGCGGUUGGGAUGCGCCGCCCCAAGUGCCUAGUUGGCUUGAAGCAGAGUUGAAGUAG
Molecule: messenger RNA, 1965 nt
Organism: Geosmithia morbida
Lineage: Eukaryota; Fungi; Ascomycota; Sordariomycetes; Hypocreales; Bionectriaceae
Exons: 6
Coding region: 1-1965 (654 amino acids)
Source: RefSeq, a predicted model, not a curated record